Abrus precatorius (Indian licorice) is the source of this 1200-nucleotide messenger RNA. RefSeq lists its product as uncharacterized. NCBI's taxonomy places the organism in Eukaryota, Viridiplantae, Streptophyta, Magnoliopsida, Fabales, Fabaceae. Gene Ontology annotation, molecular function: zinc ion binding; nucleic acid binding. The record is from RefSeq and is a predicted model, not a curated record. The coding region runs from base 1 to 1200 and encodes 399 amino acids. The transcript has 3 exons.
AUGUCUAGUAGAGGUCGAGGUAGAGGUAGAGAAGCUAGAGGCUCCGAUGACCUCAUAGAACGUAUGGCCCAACUCCUGGAGGCCAUGGUGCAUAACCAGGGCGGAGAGCUGGCUAAGUACCAAGGAUUGUCUGCCUUUACUAGACACAAUCCUCUGAAGUUUGAGGGAGGAUUCAAUCCCAAGGGAGCCCAAAGGUGGGUGGCUAAUGUAGAGAAGAUCUUCAAUGCCAUGGGGUGCCAUGAGGAGUACAAGGUGGUGUAUGCCACUUACUUACUGUGUGGUGAGGCAGAAGACUGGUGGAGGUUUGUCAGUAGAAAUUGCCGCAAGAAGAGCAUAAUCUUUGAAGCGAACACGAGGGGGAAGACGGUCGAUACUAGGGGAGCUGGCCCAUUGAGACAUGAUAGGAGACCCCCGAGGUUCUCAAAGGGGUCAUAUUCGAGUUUGAACAGUUCUCAAUCCCGAGGGAGUUCUUCCCAAGAAAAGAGCAAUGGGAGUGGCUCGAGAUCAGGGUCUUUCAGAGGACCGCUGAAAUGCUUCAGGUGUGGAGGGCCACACAUAGUGAAGGACUGCCCACAACCGAAGAUAACUUGCCACAACUGUGGGAAAUUAGGGCACACUACUAAUGUGUGCUGGGCCGCCAGAAGAAGCAGUAGUGCAAGUGCAAUCCAGAGGCCUAAAUCAAGAGGAAGUGCAGGGCCGAGUACGGGGCAGAAUUCGAGUAUUCCUGGGAGAGUCUUUGCUAUGAAUGGAGCAGAGGCUUCACAAUCUGAGGAACUGAUCCGAGGUAAAUGUAUAAUUAAAGGCAGACUGCUUGAUGUGUUGUUUGACUCGGGUGCUACACACUCUUUUGUGUCUGUGGACUGUGUGAAGAGUCUGGGUCUGUAUGUGGUCGAACUGCCAUGUAAUGUUGUGGUGACUACCCCUACAGUGCUGAGUAGAAUUGGUCCUACAACAUACCGGAUUGCGCUGCCUCUGAAUCUCUCAAAUCUACAUCCAGUGUUCCAUGUGUCACAGCUUAGGCAAUAUGUGCCGGAUCAUUCCCAUGUGAUUGAUCUUGACCCAGUCCAAGUGAGAGAAGACUUGUCAUAUGACGUGUACCCGGUGAGAAUUGCUUAUCGCUGCGUUAAACAGAUUAGGGGCAAAGAGAUCUCAUUGGUGAAGGUAAUAUGGAACUCAAGUGAUAAGGGCGAUGCCACAUAG